AUGGAUGAUGUGAAUGCCAAGCAAUUGAAUGCAAGUAUUGAAUUACUGGAGGCUGCUGAAAAAGGUGAUGAAAAUAAAACCGCCGAACUAAUACAAAAUGGAGCAAUUGGCGCUGAAGUAAAUGCGGAAGUCAAAAAAGGAUGGGGUGCUUUAAUGUUGGCUGCACACAAUGGGCACACGAAAAUUGUUAAACUUCUAGUUGAUAAUGGAGCUAAUGUUAAUAAAACUGUCAACGAAGGGUGUAGCUCUUUAAUGUUGGCUUUACGACACAAGCAAACAUAUAUUGCCGAACUUUUAUUACAAAAAAGACCUAAGAUAAAUAGUCAGUAUAAAGAAUCAAAUGCGUUAAUUUUGGCUUUGCAAAACAAACACGAACAAAUUGUAGAACUCCUUUUAGAAAACGGAGCAGAUGCCAAUUCGUAUAUCCUUAGGAAUCGGAGUCCAUUAAUGCUGACAUCUGAAGAGGGACAUAAAGAUGUGGUCAAACUUUUAAUUGACAAUGGGGCUGAUGUAAACUCGUCGACUGCCUCUUUUCACGAUCACAGAGCAGUCGUUGAUUUACUAGCGAACAGAGUAAAUAAUUUAAAUCACGAACUAAGUAAUGGAUGGGAUGCAAUUAAGAUUGCUAGUAAGAAUGGACACGCUGAAGUUGUGGAACUGCUUCUCCAAAGUGGAGCUGAUGUGAAUACGCUACGAAGCAAAAGGUGGGAUGCAUUAUCCUUGGCCAAAUAUAAAGGGCAUACUUGCAUAGUUGAUGAAUUAAAAAAAAAUUGA
This is a messenger RNA of Physella acuta, 774 nucleotides long. RefSeq names its product ankyrin repeat domain-containing protein 50-like. Lineage: Eukaryota; Metazoa; Mollusca; Gastropoda; Physidae. Gene Ontology annotation, molecular function: protein binding. The record is from RefSeq and is a predicted model, not a curated record.